Molecule: messenger RNA, 5473 nt
Organism: Lymnaea stagnalis (great pond snail)
Lineage: Eukaryota; Metazoa; Mollusca; Gastropoda; Lymnaeidae
Source: the annotation of a GenBank genome assembly
AGGUGCUGUUGAAAUACAUGUGAAGAGCUCUCUAUACUUUUCAAUAUGUUGCUUUUGUGAUUUUCAUAGUAAAAUUGGCAAGUAUUAGAAAAUAAUUAAUUAUAAAUACAGCACAUGCACAGUUACCGUAUUUAUCGGCAUAUAACAUGCUCCGGCGUAUAACACGCACCUCAUUUUAAGAAGGAAAUUUCAGGGAAAAAAAACUUAAGUUAUAUCGGCGUAUAACACGCACACAUCAUUUGCCCCCUAUUUUCAGGGAGAAAAAGUGCGUGUUAUACGCCGAUAAAUACGGUAGUUUAAAUUUUAUUUUUAAUUCAUCUUGGACUCAAUAAUACGUUUCUUAAAAAAUAAGCUGACAUUGUGCUGAAAAGUCUUAAUAAAUAUUUUGAAAGACAAGCCUGAUGUCACAUCAUAUAUUUUGUUUACAGAUAUAUUUAUAAAGAAUUUUGAAAUUAUCAUUUAUCUUUAAAUCAUUCCAUUUGAUUCCUAGUUUUUAUCAUCAUCUUCAUGUCCCUUAGUCCUUGGACCGUUGGGGCGCCACAGAUGACAUGAAAACUAUCCUUCUCCAUUCCUCUGUUUUCUGCACUUUGCACAGCAUCUUCUAGUUUUAGUCCCGUCCACUCUUUGACGUUAUCUUUCCAUCUUUUUCUCUGUCUUCCUCUUCUUCUCCCUCCUCUCAUUUUGCCAUGCAUGAUUUCUUUGGCGAGCCCUUGUUUUCUUGUUAUGUGGCCAUACCAUUCCAGUUUUCGCUUUUUUACAGUCCCCAGGAGGUCAUCGUACUGCCCAAUUGCUUGACAAACCCUUUCUUUCACUUGUUCAUUGAAGAUAUGAUAUCUAUAGCAGAUGCCAAGAAUGGUUCUCUCAUCUCCAUUGCCUUUUUUUGUCUUUCAAGUUCUGCUGUUAAUGUCCAGGACUCGUAGGCAUACAAGAAAAUAAAGAAGACUAAUGAGUGCAUCAGCCCGAUUUUUGUGCUGGGGGCUAUAUUUUUGUUGUUCCAUAUUUUUAAGCCUUGUUAGUGCUGUUAUAGUCUGGGCAAUCCUGGACAUCAAUUCGGGCUUAGAGCCUUCUUCUGAGAAUACUGCUCCUAGGUACUUGAAGCUGCCUACUGUCUCUAAUCUUUCCUCCCCGACCUAGUUUUCACCUGCUCCAUUUAUAGCACAUUUUAAAAUCCAUUAUAUAAACUUCCCUUCUGUGUGUUUCUUUGUGGCCUCAAAAUCUUCCGAAAGCUAAUUGACCCACUUUCCAUCAUUCUAUUGAGCUUGAAACACAUUCUUUCAAACUUUCAGCCCCGCCCCCAACUCCCCAAAAAAAAUUGUUUCCUAUUUUUUAAAGGGAAGAUAAAUCAAUAUGAUUUGUUCAAUAGGUACAUGUUUUGGAGUCGAGAUUAAUUGUGUAGAUGUUGCUAUGUUCUUUGUACUUGUGGCUUAUUUGGGUUUAAAUAAAUCUUUCGUCUUUUAGGUUUUACAUGCACUAAGUUUGAUAAAAACCAUUGCCAUACCAAAAAUAUGUUGCUACACUCCCAUAAAUGAUUAAAUGCAGGCUACAAUUCCAUAAAUGCAAACAGAAAUGUAUAUAAAGGAUUUAUUUAAAAAACUUUGUUAUUUGUGUGUUUUUUUUAAUUUAUUCUUCACAGGCUUCACACCUUGUUCUAAACAAUGGAACUUGUGGUUGCCAUAGCAAUAGGUAUAUUGGCACUAGUGUUUGUUGCUGCCUUUGUGACACUGGUGCUUUUAUUGAGAUACAAAUGUAAAAAAGUCGACCACAUCACCGAAGAACAUAAUAAAGAAUCCAGGUGAAAUUUUUUUUCCUUUAUUUAUUUACUGAAAAUUAAACAGGUGUGGUUUUUAAAGGACGUCCACAAAGAGGUGAGGGUUUUUGCUCAAAUGUAGACAACUGUGAACAAAAGGAAGGGUGGAUUUAAAGGAUAUCUGCAAGCUAUAAUAUUUUCUUGUGUGCUACAUUAGGCCCACUCAGGGUAUGCUAGUAUGUUUGAAUUUUUAAUUGCAGAAAUAUCUUUGGCUAAUCUAUUUUCAACCUUGUGAAAUAAUUACUAUCUUAAAAGGACCAAGAAUUUAGUAAAAUUUCUUGAUAGAGACCCCGCUAAACAUUUGAUUGCUAAUUAUCAAAAGCAAUCAAUGUGAGUUUGGACUUUAAUAAAAUAUUCUAUAAAUCUCGGGUCUGGUUGACUUUGUUUUAAUGAUUUAUAUCAUCAGAAUUAUUUAGAAGUUUAAAUCUAGAUACUCUUGCUCUUUACACUUUACAUCCUGGCAUGUGCUCUUUACACUUCCUGGCAUGUGACACUGUAAAAUUCUGGAUGCUGACAUCCGCAACUGGGAAAAGAGUGGGGUGGGCGGCAGUUUGUAAGCCACAUGCAGAUAAGUGUGGACAAGGGGGUUUUGAGGGUGGAAAAGAUGCAUAAUUUUUGUGGGCAUCUUUUGUGAACAGCCCCAUAGCGAAUCAAAUACUGUGUAUACUAAUUAAGAAAUUAUUUAUUUUUUAGGCAAGAUGCUCAUCUUAUUGUGGAAACUCCAGAUGUGGUGGGCUUUCAGUCAGGUGCUGAUGUUGAAUUGGGAGAUGUCCAGAUUACAAAUCCUAAACUUGAAGAACUUCUCAACAAUGAAGAAUGGGUGGACGACGCAACGUAAGGGGUUUUUUUUUUUGGUCACCUUUUCACAUGUGAAUUUUUAAACUUGUUAUCCUUUCAAGUUAUUAAUAUAUUAUUUAGAGCAGAAAAUGACAUGAACAUAUUUGACAUUUGUGUAAAUAUGAUUGUAUUAGUAACAGAGAAUGUUGGAAAAUAUAAACUCUUUAAAAAACCUUUAAAAUAUUCAGAAGUCUCAUAUAGAUAUUUCUCUGUAGAGGAUUGGUUCCCCACUGCUUAUCAAUUUUGAAGACCUGCCACCAUCUGACAGAGAAGCUCGUUGGUAUGACAAUGGGGAAUGCACCCAACAUCCACACUCAGGAGACAUUGACUGAAAUAGUAUCUGCCACCAAGCGCAUCAACCCCCGUGUGGAUGAAGUUGUUCAGUCAUUCAAUCAUCCCUUAGACCCAAGGCUUUUAGAAGCCAGGUAAUUAAUGGUAAUUUAUAAAUGAUUAUCUCAGGAUAUUUAGCCAUUCUCUUUUUACUAUUUUUAGCGUUUUACAUAAUCAGAGGGAAAGACUUAUUUUAAACAGUUUAUGGAAUCCUAGAAGUUAUAUUGUUUUGGUGAUGGAAGUAUUUCUUGUUUUAAGAUGAUUCUCAUAAACUAAUAUUUAAAUUGAUCUUUUCAGGAAUCAAAACCUAAUAAAAAUAAUUUUAAAAUGUGUCAAGCAAUAUAGUAUUCAUUACAGAAUAUUGUUUUAUUUGAGUAGCAGAGUCUAUUAAAUAUUUGGCUUUUCAUAAUAAGGUAAAAGACAAAUAUUGUUCAGAUUUGUUCUCUAAUCUAAAGGCUUAUUUAUGAAUAUUUUGAAAACAUUAAUUCCAACAGGUUCACUGCUCUGGUGCUGUCUGUUAGCCACCUGGUAAUGAUUACUAAGAAUGCCUGUCGAAUGUCUGGCACCCUCGACUGGAUAGAUCAGAGUCUUGCUGAUGUUGAGGAUCACCUGAGAGUAAGUCAUUAUUUGUCAUUAAAAGCCUUUGAGUUAUCAGACUUUGAGUUUUAAUGGUACAAGAGUGCAAAUUUUAAUUUUAAUAUUUGUUGACUGUAAAUAGUUUAAAAUAAAAAUAACACAACAUGAAACUUUGCAACGUAUAGUUCAUUUGAAAAUUUUAGUUUAUUAUAAAGCCAUUGAGGAGGCUGUUCCCAGGCAACCGUUUAGUCCCGUUUAGCUAUUUCGUAAACAAAUAAGGUGGUAGAAACUCACUGUAGAAAUCUCUAUUAGAGGGCCUCUGAUGCUUGUCCGGGAUGGGCAGGCGGAUAUAUUAGGACGUAAAUUCACUAUCACGACUACUAGGAAAGUUAACUGCUGACGUUGUGAAAGCACCAUCACUGGCCAUCCAGAUGUCCUUUGGCUGGGAUGGCCCCCGUUAUUGAUCAAUCGAGUGAGUGCGGGCAGGGGGUGGGGGGGCUGUCCUGUCCCAACAUGCCACUUCAUGGCCCAAAAAUUGGGGGACUUUUUGGACUUAUGGGAGGGUACUUUGGGGAGGGCAUUAAGAGCUUGUAUUAGCUUGACGGCUCACUGACGCCAUUUCCAAAUGUACAUUUUCAAUUCAUUUUUAAGCUAGUAUCUUUUUAUUAUUAUUUUUUUUAUAUUUACAAACUGUUGAUGAUUGUUUUAGGUUCUUCGUGAAGCAAGCAUAAAUUUGGAAGCAUACCAUCAGGCUCUUGCCAACACAACUCAAUGCCUACCGUUACAUGCUGAAAACACAAGCCAGCUGCCUGCCGGUGAGACUGUUCAAGUUAAGAGUGAUAUUUCUCAGCUGUAGCACUACUGAAAGUCAGUACUAUUUGCUUCAUGAUUUAAUUGUAAUAACUUUAUACUAUACACAUGCCAUUGUUUCCAGCUGCCAUUUGCUUUAAUGAAACUUGUCUUUUCAAAAACUGUUAAAAAGUUUUAGGAUAUUAAUUUCCCACACAGUAGUCAAAUGCUAACAAUUUAUUUCCUUUUUUUUUAAAUUUGAUUUGGCAUUAAUAAUUAAUUCAUAACAAAUAAUAGUUUCAGGUAUUUAAAAAACGUGAGGCACAGAUUAAUGUGCAAACAAUUUCAGUAGAAUUAAAAAUCUGCCGUUGAUUGACAUUUCAAUUUAGUUUGGACCUAAAUUUUUUUUUUUGGUUUGACUGAUAUUGAGCAUAUCAAUACCUAUUUUAAAAGAAAAUCACUUCUGCAAAUAUCUAGCACAGACCAAUGCAAUCUGCAUUGUUUCGAUAUCUUGUUUGUUUCUUUUCUAUUUCUCAGUUAAACUUUUUAAGAGCUAUUUUUAAAUCAGACUUUUACAUGGAAGAGUGGUACUUCAUUGUUUAUAAGCGAAACCAAGGUAUAUUUGUUGCCAUAAAUUUGAAAAAUUAUUUUAAUAAUUUUCUUCGCUUUUUUUUCCUACUGUUGCUAUGGCUACUCUAGGCCCUAGUAGGUGAGUAAGUUUCAUUAAGAUUAACAGCUCAAAAAGCUUUGGAAUUGUUUUAUACUAUUUCUUUUGAUAGUGAAGAUCAUUUAUAUUUAGAUUCAUCGCAUGAUUCCGAAAGUAGUAGUUUUAAAGGAUUUGAGUUAUAGAAAUUAAGAUGAGGUAUGCGUACAUCAUAGGGUUUGGGGAAAAAAUUGUUUAGCAUGUAAUGUUUUCUCAUUUUAUGGUUCUUUUCUUUAACUUAUUUUAUUUAAACUAAAGAAAUAAGUUUACAAACAUAUAGUUCUUUCAAUCAUCUUUCAUUUGAUACCAAGUUUAGUCUUAUGAACCAAACAAUAAUAUUUUAAAUAUUUUUUCAAUAAACCCAGCCUCUUACUCUUUUUUGCUCUUGGAAAAAUUUUUUUAAUUUUUUCAAUUAAAAAAUUCCGCAGCGG